Molecule: messenger RNA, 216 nt
Organism: Protopolystoma xenopodis
Lineage: Eukaryota; Metazoa; Platyhelminthes; Monogenea; Polystomatidea; Polystomatidae
Source: the annotation of a GenBank genome assembly
UUUCUUCGCAAAUCUCCUACAAAGCGUUUGGGCUGCGUCGCUUCAGAAGGGGGUGAAGCAGCAAUUCAGCAUCACCCUUUCUUUAAGGAUAUUGAUUGGGUCAUUCUUGAGGAGCGUCGAAUCCGACCGCCGUUCAGACCUAAAGUUCGAUCUCGCAUUGACACCAGUAACUUCGACAAGGUGGGUAAAUCCUUUCUUAAUAUCAUUUAUAUUUGA